Messenger RNA from Aureobasidium subglaciale EXF-2481, 2570 nucleotides. RefSeq lists its product as uncharacterized. Gene Ontology annotation, cellular component: septin ring; septin complex; cell division site. The transcript has 2 exons. The record is from RefSeq and is a predicted model, not a curated record. Gene Ontology annotation, molecular function: GTP binding; molecular adaptor activity; GTPase activity. NCBI's taxonomy places the organism in Eukaryota, Fungi, Ascomycota, Dothideomycetes, Dothideales, Saccotheciaceae. Gene Ontology annotation, biological process: cytoskeleton-dependent cytokinesis. The coding region runs from base 135 to 2447 and encodes 770 amino acids.
GCGUCAUGUCGUUUCACUGAGCAAGAUAGUCGUAUGAUCGUGCAAUGAGAUAGCCUUGCCACUGGAAAUAUCAAAACUUCAGUGUCGCUACCCUGACAAGUCGAGACCAAAGUUGCGAUCACCAGUACCCCACCAUGAACCAUUCCGAAGGACUUUGGCCUCGAACGAAGAAGCAGCCUUGUACCGAUGCAGGUACCGCAGCAGUCCCGGGCUAUGCGCAGUCGCCAACCACCUUCUUCUUGCGAAGCGAACGGGACAUGAAAAAGGCCGAGGCCGAAGAAAGUGACACGCAGGAGGACCAGGACAACAACUACGGUGUCCAGAGCUUAGAUGAAACACUUGAAGCUGCUUUUGCCCCCAGGUCACCAGAGCUGUCCUCCUCUCCCUCCAUCACUGCGUCUGGCAAGAAGAGGAAGCUUGGAAACCCGGUUCACCCAAAGAUCGCUGCAGCUGCUCAGCGCAUCAUCUCAUCUGAGGAACGCUCUUCGUCGCGGAAGUCGUCGAUAUCAUCUCAUGUCCCUCGGCCUUUGACGCCGUCACCGACUCGCCGGCACAUCAGGAGUGAGUCUCUGACUUCCUUGGGCCGUUCCUUUACGCCUCUUCGCACCAGCGACACCAGUACUCCACAAUCGCCCAGUGUCAAAAGCGUACGCCUCUCGGACGAAGAAGGAAGUAUCAUCGACGAUACUGCUAGUCAGGCGUUGCACUCUUCAAGUGAGGACGAAGAUGUGUUUGCCGACGACACGCUCGUUGAGCCCGUUUCUGCAACACUUCCUCAAAGCAGCAUCCCUCAACUGAUCAUGCCCAGUAUAUCGAUGCCCGCGCGUCGUCCAUUCACUGAAAGAGGCAAGCGUAUACCAAGACUGAGGAUAAUGGUCGCUGGACCUUCUGGUAUAGGCAAAACAAGUUUAAUAAAGAGUAUCGUCCAAGUAUGCGAGGACAUUGUUCAUGUCGACCCUGUUGUGACGGUCGAUCAAUCUCCUGCUGCGACCACACACACGCACGAGAUACAUGAAACUCAUGCCUCGACCAAAUCAUAUCCCGCAUGGUGGUCGGAAAUAGAGCAAGGUCGUGGUCUGAGACGGCGGAAGAGUAUGGGCGACUCGAUCCUCGAACGCAAUGUUUGCUUGGUCGAUACCCCUGGCUGGGUGUUGAGUGGCGCGAGCGGCCAGGAAGACAUGAUCAAAACGAUCGACACAAUCUACGAGCAUCUAGAAGCUUCAGUACGUAGGACUACCAUGACAGGGGAACUGAGUGAUAUGGAUCUUCUCAGCGUCCUGAGUGGUAGCGGAGGGUUCCAGAUCGAUGCCCUUCUCUACAUCUUCCACCCAACAUCUCACCAAACGAGUUCCGCAGAGAUCGAAAUCCUUCGACGUCUCUCGUCACUCACCAAUAUAGUGCCUAUCAUUGGCAGAGCCGAUACUUGCACAGGUGACAAUCUAAAAGAUGCAAAGACAGCUAUUCGAACAAGCCUCGAGGCCUCGGGGGUCAGGACAUUCACCUUCCAGACAACAGACGCUGGAGAUGCUCUAGUGCAGUCACCCUUUGCAGUGUCUUCCAUGUCGAGUGAAGAUGAUGAGACUAUGGAUGCGAGUGUGCUAAUGUCCUCUGAGUAUGUGCAGCCUCUUGUCUCGAGCGAUCUUACUCAGCUGGUAGAACGGCUGUUUGACCCCGACAAUGCUCAAUGGUUACGCCACUGUGCUGUCAAAAAGUGCAUUCAAUGGCGACGAGAGUACUUGAAGACUUCAUUCGAUUCGCACAAACGCGAGCUUCGUGAGCUUGCUAUUGAGAGACUUGGCUGCCUGCAACCCGACGGGCACGACGCGGCACCAUCGUCAAUCUCUUCAGUGCUCUCGUCACCAUCGGGUUACCUGAUGCCUCAGACUACCACUCCUAGCCAGCGAGGGUCGUCACCCACUCCCUUCAGACUUGUGCCUGCAGCAGCUUUAGGCACAACCUCCCAGUACGACUUCGGUCGCCGUAUGGACCCUCGGAACCUUGACAGAACAGACACGCAGCUACCCGAAUGGGCACAUCACUUGAAGAUUGCGCUGGACAUGGAAUACCAAGAAAGGAAGCAACCGACUACGGGCGUUCACGAUCGACACAAUGCUACUUCGGCUUUGGUCAAAUCUGGCCAUCAAAGGUCAUCAAGCAAUAGAGCCAGUGAGCUCGAUGGUCUUAACCAUAAAGACCCACUGGGUUUGCUUGCACUGGGCCAAAGAUUCAACAUUAGUGGAUGGACCAUGCUGCAGGUGGUUGGAGGGUGUGGUGCUGUUGCCACAAUGCUAUUAUGGGCAGCCAGGAAUUGGUUGACUGCAUCAGAAGCUGUAGGCUUGAGCGUACCAAGCGCUCAUGUUCCCGCAUAUGAAGUGGUAUCAGCCAGAGACAAUAGCAGGGCUCCCUUGGAUCUUUUCAAAGCUUUCCUGACAGGGGGGAAAUGGUAGUAAGUCAGGCAAGGAGAGAUGUUACGAUAGACGAGUGAACGAGUCAAGACCUUAUCAAUCUGGUGCAACAUGAUUUCUUGGGUGCCACUAACUUGCGGAAUGUGUGGUUCGUGUACUCUCCUU